Tribolium castaneum (red flour beetle) is the source of this 2097-nucleotide messenger RNA. It is a transcript of the gene Arp5, whose product is annotated as Actin-related protein 5. Gene Ontology annotation, cellular component: cytoplasm; Ino80 complex. NCBI's taxonomy places the organism in Eukaryota, Metazoa, Arthropoda, Insecta, Coleoptera, Tenebrionidae. Gene Ontology annotation, biological process: regulation of DNA-templated transcription. The coding region runs from base 89 to 2077 and encodes 662 amino acids. The transcript has 6 exons. The record is from RefSeq and is a predicted model, not a curated record.
AUAUUUUUUUCGCUUAAUUAAACUAACCUAAAAAACUGACACUGACAGUUGAUUGUGGUUAUGUCACCCGUCACUUAACCCACAAAAAAUGGAAAUUCUCGAAUUCAAAGACUUGAAAUGUGUCCCCGACAUUGUCCACCCUUACACACCAUCCCUGCGCAACAACAGUACCCCCAUAAUCAUCGAUAACGGUUCCUACCAAUGCAGGGCUGGUUGGGCCACCAGUAGCGAACCCCUGCUUAUUUUUAAGAAUCUUAUCGCAAAACCACGCAAAGAACGCUCAAAAAAAGACACUGUGGAGGCAAGUCAAGCCCCCCAGUUGCAAGUUGGUAACGAUAUAAUAAAUAUCGAAGCGGUCCGUUUCCAAUUAAAAACGCAAUUUGAUCGAAAUGUGGUCACACAUUUUGAGGCACAGGAGCACCUUUUUGAUUAUACUUUCGCCCAUUUGGGGAUUGAUUCGGAAAAUUCGGUGCCCCAUCCUAUCGUUUUGACUGAGGCGGUUUUAAACCCGAAUUCUUCGAGACAGUUAAUGUCAGAAUUGCUAUUUGAGUGCUAUUCAGUGCCUGGGGUUUCUUACGGGAUUGAUUGUUUGUAUUCUUAUCAUUUUAACGAAGUUAAACCACAGGAGAAUGCGUUAAUUAUUAAUUUGGGGUACCACACAUGUCAUGUGGUUCCAAUCAUUGGCAAGAAGAUGGUUUUUGAGAAUACGAGACGUUUAAAUACUGGAGGCUUUCACAUUAUUUCGUUUUUGCACAGAAUUUUGCAAUUGAAAUAUCCAGCGCACGCUACGUCUAUUACUUUAAGUAGGGCCGAGGAAUUGUUGCACAGUAUUUGCGCCAUAGCUUUGGAUUAUCGCAAAGAACUUAAUCGUUGGACGGAUCCGUUAUAUUACGAAGAAAAUAUCAAACGGAUCCAGUUACCAUACAAUGCUUCACUUGUUUCGUCAGCUCUCACUUUGGAGCAACAAAAAGAACGCAAAAGGGAAUUGGCUCGACGUCUUACCGAAAUAAAUGCCCGAAAACGUGAAGAACGUCUCAUUGAAGACGAAGAAAAACUAAACCAGCUUUUAUACAUUCAAGAAAUGACAGAAGCCGGGGUCGAUAAAGAAGAAAUCGAUCGAGCCUGUGCCGAUUACCAGAUAAAAAACGUCCAGGAUUUGCAAAAACACAUCAAUAAUUUGAACCAAAAGAUUGAGAAAACUAAACAAAAAAUCAUCGCGGCUAACACGACUGACGAAGUUGAGGAACCGGUCGCCAAACAGGCGAAACACACGAAAAUGGUGUUCGAGAACGAGAAAGAAAUGCAUUUGUUUGUACAAAAUGCCAAAAAAAUGCGCCAAGAGAUUUUGAAUAAGAAGAUGACUAGAAAGCAAAGGAAGCAAGACAUGGCCAAAAGGCGGACGGCAGCAGGCCAGGAACGAAUGCGUAUUAUAUCGCAGUUGGCCAGAAAGGAGAAAGGGAACGAUGAUUUUGGUUUAAGGGACGAGGAUUGGGACAUUUACAAGGCGAUUAGUAAAGAUGGCGGAGACUCGGAUAGUGAGGCCGAAAACGAGAAACUUUUAGAACUUGAUGACAUAAUUCGGACUUAUGAACCUUCGGAACUUGACGAAACGCUCAAUCCGGGGGAAACACACCAACUACAUGUGGGGAUCGAACGUUACAGAGCCCCAGAAUUGAUUUUUAAACCUUAUAUGUUGGGUUCGUCAGAAGCCGGUUUGUCGGAAGUCAUUGGUUACGUUCUGUCGCUGUUUAACAACGAGGAUCAGUUAAAACUGGCCGAGAAUGUUGUUAUAAUGGGCGGUUUGGCCAAUUUGCCUGGUCUACAAGAACGGAUUCUUUCAGAUUUGAUCAGUAUUCGACCAUUUCAGUCCAUUGUUAACGUAAGGACGGUCAAAAACCCGAGCUUGGGGGCCUGGCAUGGGGCGAAAAAGUGGACAAAAUCGGGGGAGUUUAAAGGCAGUUUUCUGACGAAGAAAAUGUACGAGGAGUUUGGAUCUGAGUAUUUUAAGACACAUGUGGCAUCAAAUCCAUUUUAUCACACGCCAAAAGGGCAAAAUGUCGAUAUUGAGAUGGUCUAAUAAAGUGUGUUGUAAUGUCA